AUGAGUGCUAAUGAACGGAAAAAAGAAGUCUUGCAACGUGAAAUGCAAAAGUUCGUUACGAGAUUAGGCACAGGAGUGCGUGAUCGAUUCAAUGAAGCGUUGCAGAAAGCACUGAUCGAGAGUUUAUUAGACGGAACGGUGUUUGCAAUUGUUGAAUCACUCAGUGAUUUGCAGCGAAUGAAUGAGACGCGGCUUUAUAAUGAUCGUCAGCAACGUCUGAUGGAAUUACAAUGCGUCCCUGAUUUAGAUGAACAAAUGAAGCAAAUUGAUAUCAAUAUUGUUAGUGAACUUGAUAAGAUAGCAGCCCAACAACAGAACACAUUGUGCCGUGCUGGUGUCCCCGCAUUCCGAAUCACUACCAGCCCUCGUGAUAUUGAAUUGCAAAUGGCAAUAAUUAGUUUUAUUUUAACAGUACGUCCACAAUUACAGGAUAUUAUGGGUUUGAUUGAUAAGCCAAUUAUAAUCGACGGUAAAGAUCAUCUGCUUGGGAGAUUAGCUUCUGUUAUAGCUAAGCAGUUACUUCUUGGUCAGAAGAUUGUUGUUGUGAGAUGUGAAGAUAUUGCAAUUUCUGGAAAUUUUCAUCGGUCGAAACUGAAGUUCAUGAGUUUUCUACGUAAACGAUGCAACGUGAAACCAGCGCGUGGUCCUUAUCAUUUCCGAGCACCGAGUCGAAUCUUUUGGCGUACUGUCCGUGGCAUGUUACCUCAUAAAACUCAUCGUGGAAAAGCAGCAUUGCUACGUUUAAAAGCCUUUGAUGGUAUCCCUCAACCUUAUGACAAAGUUAAAAGACAAGUCCAUCCAGCUGCUCUUCGACAAUUAGCAUUGAAACCACGAAGAAAAUAUUGUACAGUUGGACGUCUAGCUCAUGAGGUAGGAUGGCAGUAUCGUGAUGUAGUUGAAAAACUGGAAGCCAAAAGGAAGGCUAGAAGUGCAGCGUUUUAUGUUAUUAAGAAGAAUAAAACAAAACUUUUUUCCGAGGCAUUGAAAUCAGACAUUGUUAAGAAUUCACCUUAUCAAAAGUUGAUAGAAUCUUAUGGAUUUCAGGAGUUUAUUAUGCAUACGGAGGUCUGUAGUUUGUUAGAUGGUAAAGAGUAUGAUGUGGUUGGGAUUGAGUGUGAUGGUCAUUGUUCACCUGAUUUCCUUCAUAUGGGUAUUUUGGCAUAUGCAGUAAGUAAAGGCAUGAAAGUGGUUUUUAUUUCUGCACGACAUAAUUUGCAGGCGUUAAGGAUAAUGGCUAGUAAAUUGAUGAUUCGAUUACCUCAAGAUCUAAAAUUUCUGUCAUUAAGCGACUUCCUUCCUAAUAACUUCAUAAGAGAAGAUGAAAGUACGUUCUUUACCAGCAUAUUGGAGGAAGUCGUCAAGAAUAUAGAGGGAAGCGAUAAAGGAGUUUUGAUUAUAUGCGACGAUUUUACAGUCUUUUACGAUUUAUCGAAUGCCCCUUUUAAUGUUGUUUCAUUUGUCCGGUCAUUACAACAAUGUAUCGAAAGUGUAGAAAUUAAGAUAGUACUAACCUUCCAUUCAAAAGAUGAAAUUACAAAUAUUCUUCUUCAUGAAAGCGACAUCAUCAUGAAAAUAAAACGGAUCGGCAAUGGCUUUGCCAAAGAUGUCACGGGGCAGUUGUGUAUAGUAGAACGCAAUGGUGAAGUACCCUAUACAGAAACUACUUUCAAUUAUCAUCUGACUGAUCGAUCCUCAAAGCUUUUUCUUCCUGGAAUGUCACGACCAGAAUUAUGA
Molecule: messenger RNA, 1734 nt
Organism: Thelazia callipaeda (thelaziosis nematode)
Lineage: Eukaryota; Metazoa; Nematoda; Chromadorea; Rhabditida; Thelaziidae
Source: the annotation of a GenBank genome assembly